Messenger RNA from Paramacrobiotus metropolitanus, 939 nucleotides. RefSeq lists its product as uncharacterized. Bases 1 to 939 code for a protein of 312 amino acids. Lineage: Eukaryota; Metazoa; Tardigrada; Eutardigrada; Parachela; Macrobiotidae. Gene Ontology annotation, molecular function: nucleic acid binding. The record is from RefSeq and is a predicted model, not a curated record. The transcript has 2 exons.
AUGAGGGAUACACAGGAAUACGCGGAGUACAAAGAACAAAGAAACGGGCUGCUUCUACAGAGUGUGAUUUUCCUACAUGCCAGUGGUUUAUCUAUUCGGAAAAUUGUGGAAAAAUUAUCUGAGCUACAGAAACCACUCAGUAAGAGCACGGUUGAAAGGAUCAUCAAGAAAAAUCGAGCCCGACUAUGCGCGAGCCCUCCAGAGACGAAAAAAUUGCCACCGCAGAACGAGCCUACAGUGUGCAUCCAGAAGAACAUCCGGAAAGUGUCCAAGUUGAUUGAUUCUCCGAAUCCUCCUUCUAUUCGGGAGAAGGGGAGACGUUUACGGAUCUCUGCUAGAUCUGUGAGCCGAAUUUUGGCCAAGAAUUUGGACGCGAAGUUGCUGAAAAAGAAGAAGGUCCACGCGCUGUCGGCGACCCAAGCUGUACAACGGGCCCAGCGCGCCAGGACGUUUUUGAGGUAUUUAUCGCGACGAAAACUGAAGUUUCUUUUAACAAUGGACGAGAUGUGGAUUACUACUGAUGAUUUAUCCGGGCAGACAGACUACUACUACAAGCGGAAAAAUGUUGUCGUUCCUGAAAGUUGGCAAAAGUUGCCCCGCAAAAACUGGCCCAAAAAAGUGAUGCUGGCAAUGGGCAUCUCCUGGCGCGGUCAGACUGCAAUGUACGUCGUUCCCCCUGAGACCAAAGUUGAUCACAAGGUAUUUAUCGACCUUGUCCUGAAGCCAAUGAUCCGAAAAGACGUACCGCGGCUAUACGGAUCGGACGCCAAGAAAGUGGUCCUGCACAUGGACAGUGCACUGCCUACUUUCAAAUUGCUUAAUUUGAUUUUUAAUUUUGUGCAUCUGAAAAGAUUAAUAAACUCGGAAAAUAAUCAAAAGUUCACCGAUUAUUCUUUUUUCGAGAACUUAGCGAAUCCAGGAUUCCCAACUGCCAGUUAG